Messenger RNA from Ambispora gerdemannii, 345 nucleotides. Lineage: Eukaryota; Fungi; Glomeromycota; Glomeromycetes; Archaeosporales; Ambisporaceae. The record is from the annotation of a GenBank genome assembly.
AUGUUUCAACGAGACCCUCUUCUUUCGUAUUGCUAUAAUAUCUUCAAAACUAUGAGUCAAACACAAAUUCCGCUACAAAAUCAGCAAGCUAACCAGCAGCAUAACUUACAGCAACAAGCAAACCAGCAGAAUAACUUACAGCAACAAGUAAACCAGCAGCAUAACUUACAGCAACAAGCAAACCAGCAGAAUAACUUACAGCAACAAGCAAACCAGCAGAAUAUACUGCAAAAUCAGCAACCAUAUUCUAUGGAGCAACAUAUUAUUGACGGAACAACUUUCAAUCAAAUUGCUGCUGCUCCAAAUCAAAGUGAUAGGGAUAUUCUUUUAAAAUCAUAUUAUUAA